CACAGAUGGUUCCUCAAGAAACAUGGCGGAGUGCGACUGGGAUGAAAUGUUCCUUCGUAGUGAAUACGAUGGCCCAGUUUUACCGUGGGAUCGUUUUAGAAGAUGGGUGACAUGCUUCUGUAUUGUGACGUUCGACUUAGAGCUUGGCCAAGCGUUAGAGCUAGUUUACCCCGAACAUAUCGAACUAACAGACCGUGAGAAAACGAGCAUUUGUUAUCUGGCCUUUCCUGACUCAAACUCAGGAUGCAUGGGAGAUACACACUUUCAUUUCCGCAUCAGAUGUAGUCCUCGCAGUUGCCGGAGGAGCCAACUUGUGAUGAGAUUUGAAGAUGAAGUUCCACUAGCCUACAGGAGUGACCCAGCUCAUUUUUAUGGCUUUGCAUAUUUCCGUCAAGUUAAAGAUCCUUCUAUUCAGAGGGGUUAUUUUCAAAAGUCAGUUGUAUUGAUAUCAAGGCUGCCUUAUGUUAACCUGUUUUCAGAAGUGGUUCAGCUCAUAGCUCCAAGCUACUUUGAGAAUGGAGAACUCACUUUAGAGACAGUUUGUCAUGAUAUUGAUCAGUGGCCCUACCCUGAGGCAGGACACACCCUACAGCUACCCCUGAUGGGAAAUGUCAUGCAGGUUCGAGUUCCAUCAAGGGGCGAUAAACCAGGCGCUGUGUCGUCACCAGACCAUCCUCUUCCUACUCAUAUUGUGCCACAGAUGCCCUCUCCUAAGGUCAUUCCAACUCUCAAGGAUCCAGACAUCUUUAGAUGCUUGCAAUCUGUUCUUCCACACAUUCAUCUUUUAUGGGAGUUAGCAUUAACCAAUGAGCCUAUUGUUGUGAUGGCACCUUCACCUACAAUUUGUUCAGAGACUGUUCAAGCUCUUGCAAGUUUGAUCUCACCGUUACACUACUGUGCAGAUUACAGACCAUUCUUCACUAUUCAUGACACAGAGUUUAAGGAAUACACCACAAGAACCCAGGCUCCGCCGGGAGUCAUUCUUGGGGUUACAAAUCCUUUCUUUGCCAAAACUUUACAACACUGGCCCCAUAUGGUCAGAAUAGGAGAAAUGUCCAAUCUCGUUAUAUCAUCAAAAAGAUCUCCUGGUAUUGGUCAAAAUGCCAAAAGAACACUGUCGUCAAAACCAGGAAUUUACACAAAGUACAAGCAAUUUCUGUCAAAGGAUAAACUUAUAUUUAGAAGACUAAGCAAGGGUAAUCAUCCAAAAAGACCUCCAGAAGUUCAGAAUGCCAUUCUAAGGAGACACAUGGUAGAACUUACACAAAGCUUCAUGAUCCCAUUGGAAAGAUAUGUAGCUAGUCUUAUGCCUCUACAGAGAAGCAUCUCUCCUUGGAAGCAUCCUCCUGGACUGCGGCCUUUUGACGCAGACGAAUUUCUCACAACUUUGGAGCAUUCUGGACCACAAUUAACAUCCAGAUUGAAGGGGAACUGGGUCGGACUCUACAGGAAAUUUUUUAGGUGUGCAAACUUUGAAGGCUGGUUAAGACACCGACAGCAAGAGAUUAGACAGAAGCUGGAACUUCUUCAUUUAGAAGUCCUCGGGAAGGCUGAUGUUGUAGGUUGGAUUCAAGACAAGCAGGAAGUUGAGACAGUUGAUCUGUUCUUACAGAUCAAAGAGAAGCUGGCUGGUUCAGCUUCUAUAUACCCUCCUGUGAGCCUUGAAGUCAAACAACAAUUGAAAGGUCACCUUUCGUCAAUUAUUAGAACUCUUCCUGAAGACCUUCAGUUUGUUUUGAAGAACAGCUGACAGCAUAGACUUCUUCUGGAGUAUUCUUAGUUUGCCUGGAGAAAUACACCUUCCUUGACAAAACUAUGUUUCCAAUGGAGAAAUGCUACUGUGUCAGUUUGUCUGCACCAGUUAAACCAACUUUGUGGCAUUUAAGAAAAUUUUAUCUUUUGAAAAAGAAGUAAUUGCUUUUCGUACGAGAGAGGUAUAUUUUAAUUUAUUUUACCAUUUAAAAUGUGACGCAAAAGUUUUGAAAUUGAUAUUACAAAUUAUUAAACCGGAGCCAAAAAGGGAGGAAAAUAAACUGGAAUUCAUCGCCAGUGCGCUUCUCGAUUUAGAGUCGUAAAACCUAAACCAAAGUCACAAGAGUGGGCCAAUCGAAAGAGCGGAAAAUACCUUAAGGAGCCAAUGAGAACUCAAAAUAAAACAAGCAAACCGCCGAAAAACGCGGGAAAAUGCGGGCGACCAAGUCGUGAUUGGUUUUAGUUUUGCAUCUGAGAUGGUUGAGAGAGUGGCACAAGUUUUCUGGACCAAUCACAGCGGGAACUGAGUAGAGUUAAAGAAUCCCUGAUUACUUUCGACGCUCCAGUGAAAAAUGCUCUUUCUCGUCACAAAAAGUAAUUAUUAGUGAAAGAAAUAUUUAUGUUGGACCCAAACUUGAAACAAUCUAAUGAUUGCAUUUUGAUUUAUUUCCCUAUGGAGCGUCUAUAAAAUGUAGUGAUGAUUAAUAAGCUUUCUUUGUAAAUAGUAUAAAAAAAGUAUAUUUUUUUAAGUGGGAAACUUUUAUUUCGAAAAUGGCGUAGCAUGUACUUACAUUUUAAAGAUUUGUUAGAUGAGACGGUGGUUUCCAUCAAGGACGACUGUUCGCAACAGUGCUGCGUCUUUAACUUUUUAUACGUUGAUGUUUAAGGAUAACUCCACCUAAGGGAUAAAAUUGUUAAUUAUGUUAUCCGAAAAGUCGAUUUGUCGUAAAAAGAGGGAAAUAAGCACACGUGUAGAGUAAAAUAAAGUAGAAUUGUUAGCCAUUUGGAUUUUUGAACAGCAUUAGCCCUUCUUCAAAGCAAAGGAAAAAGGAGUUGUUUUGGGAAUAAUCCAAAACAUCAAUAUUUUUCUGCUGUAAAAUAUAGCGCCUAUCGUAAUUAGAAGUGAGUGAUUAAAAACAAGAAUGCUAAGUGUUUUGCGAAGA
Molecule: messenger RNA, 2915 nt
Organism: Stylophora pistillata
Lineage: Eukaryota; Metazoa; Cnidaria; Anthozoa; Scleractinia; Pocilloporidae
Product: protein DENND6A
Cellular component (GO): recycling endosome
Molecular function (GO): guanyl-nucleotide exchange factor activity
Source: RefSeq, a predicted model, not a curated record